This is a messenger RNA of Electrophorus electricus (electric eel), 956 nucleotides long. RefSeq names its product U2 small nuclear RNA auxiliary factor 1 (gene u2af1). Lineage: Eukaryota; Metazoa; Chordata; Actinopteri; Gymnotiformes; Gymnotidae. Gene Ontology annotation, molecular function: metal ion binding; RNA binding. Gene Ontology annotation, cellular component: U2AF complex. Gene Ontology annotation, biological process: mRNA splicing, via spliceosome. The record is from RefSeq and is a predicted model, not a curated record.
UGAGUCUAUUCAUCCAGUACGGAGGAAGAGGAUACCCUCUUCUGUUUUUUGUUGAAAAUGGCCGAGUAUUUGGCGUCUAUUUUCGGUACAGAGAAAGAUAAAGUUAAUUGCUCUUUCUACUUCAAAAUCGGAGCAUGUCGCCAUGGGGACCGAUGCUCUAGGCUCCACAACAAACCCACUUUUAGCCAGACUAUUGCUCUUUUGAAUAUUUACCGGAACCCUCAAAACACUGCUCAGUCUGCGGAUGGAUUAAGCACGGUCAGUGAUGUUGAGAUGCAGGAGCACUAUGAUGAGUUCUUUGAGGAAGUGUUCACGGAGAUGGAGGAGAAGUAUGGGGAGGUGGAAGAGAUGAACGUGUGUGAUAAUCUUGGAGAUCAUCUAGUGGGAAACGUCUAUGUGAAGUUCCGCCGUGAGGAGGAUGCAGAGAAAGCUGUGCUGAACCUGAAUAACCGUUGGUUCAAUGGGCAGCCCAUCCAUGCGGAGCUCUCUCCAGUCACUGACUUCAGAGAGGCCUGCUGCAGGCAGUACGAAAUGGGAGAGUGUACUCGAGGUGGGUUCUGCAAUUUCAUGCAUCUAAAGCCAAUCUCACGGGAACUCCGACGAGAACUGUAUGGCCGCCGGCGAAAGAGGCAUCGUUCUCGCUCUCGUGAGCGGCGCUCACGUUCCCGCGAACGUAACCGAGGUGGACGGGACCGCGAGCGGCGGAGGUCUCGGGACAGAGAGCGCUCCGGAAGAUUUUAAAGCUCCGGCCUAGAGGCCACCCUCUUACCUUGCUUUUGGAGGUGUUCCAUGCCCUUAUGGCAAAAAUGUGAUAAAUGUUUGAGACUCUCCUGCUUUUUUUUUUUUUUUUUUUUUUUUUUUUUUUUUUUUUACACACCCACAUUGAUAUGUCCUAUAUCGUUCUUACAUAGUGAACUAAAUUUCUGCUUUCUGAUUAAAAAAAAAAAAAUGUCAUA